This is a messenger RNA of Ceratotherium simum simum (southern white rhinoceros), 6848 nucleotides long. It is a transcript of the gene OSBPL6, whose product is annotated as oxysterol binding protein like 6. NCBI's taxonomy places the organism in Eukaryota, Metazoa, Chordata, Mammalia, Perissodactyla, Rhinocerotidae. Gene Ontology annotation, molecular function: cholesterol binding. The record is from RefSeq and is a predicted model, not a curated record. Gene Ontology annotation, cellular component: perinuclear endoplasmic reticulum; nuclear membrane; cytosol.
GGAAAUCAAAGAGCCACUCCUGUGAUUUACCAGAUCACCCCAGCGGGAUCAGUAGACAGACUGAGUUCCUAGGAAAAACGCUGCAGACAUCUGAGGAUAAACCACUUCAAACAGCUUUUACCUUAAAGCCGACCUGGAAGACUUUGACUUCAAGUUACAAAGGUGUUUUGGACACCUAGAAUAUUUGCCUCCUCUUUUCUAGUCAAACCUGAUUCAUAAAAUGGACUAAAGCUGAAAAAUCGUCUGCUGCUUUGUCUGUGAAUUUCAGACACGACUGGGAUGGUCUUAAGUGCAUACAACUAGACUCACUGCAGCUAUGAGUUCAGACGAGAAGGGCAUAUCCCCUGCUCAUAAAACAUCCACUCCAACCCAUAGAAGUGCCUCCUCUUCAACGUCCUCCCAAAGGGAGAGUCGGCAGAGUCUCCACGUGCUGGAGAGGACUGCUUCCUCCAGCACCGAGCCCUCCGUGAGUCGGCAGUUGCUAGAGCCGGAGCCGGUGCCCCUCUCCAAGGAAGCUGACAGCUGGGAAAUUAUAGAAGGGCUGAAAAUAGGCCAAACCAAUGUCCAGAGACCAGACAAACAUGAAGGCUUUAUGCUGAAGAAAAGAAAAUGGCCUUUAAAAGGCUGGCAUAAGCGUUUUUUUGUCCUGGAUAAUGGAAUGUUAAAGUAUUCAAAGGCACCACUUGAUAUUCAAAAAGGGAAGGUCCACGGGAGCAUCGAUGUCGGACUCUCGGUCAUGUCAAUUAAAAAGAAAGCCCGGAGAAUAGACCUCGACACAGAAGAGCAUAUCUAUCAUUUGAAGGUGAAAUCCCAGGACUGGUUUGAUGCAUGGGUCUCCAAACUGCGGCAUCAUCGAUUGUAUCGGCAGAAUGAAAUUGUGAGAUCGCCGAGAGAUGCUAGUUUUCACAUAUUUCCUUCAACCUCCACAGCUGAAUCCUCACCAGCUGCUAAUGUUUCCGUUGUGGAUGGAAAGGUGCAACCAAACAGCUUUCCAUGGCAGUCCCCUUUGCCGUGCAGCAACAGCCUCCCUGCCACCUGCACGACCGGCCAGAGCAAAGUGGCAGCCUGGUUACAGGACUCGGAAGAAAUGGACAGGUGUGCAGAAGACCUUGCACACUGCCAGUCAAACCUUGUGGAACUUAGCAAACUCCUGCAAAAUUUGGAAAUACUUCAGAGAACUCAGUCAGCACCUAACUUUACUGACAUGCAGGCUAACUGUGUAGAUAUUUCAAAGAAAGACAAGCGGGUCACAAGACGAUGGAGAACAAAAAGUGUCAGCAAAGAUACAAAAAUACAACUGCAGGAAGGGCCAUCUGCGAAGGGCCAGUUCAGCACAACUCGGCGCCGGCAGAGGCUAGCAGCAGCAGUGGCUACAACAGUUCCUUUCAGUGCUACCAUGUCACCAGUUCGCUUGCACUCCUCCAACCCCAACCUUUGUGCAGAUAUUGAAUUUCAGACUCCCCCUAGCCACCUCAUUGACCCUCUGGAAAGUUCAACGGAUUAUACAAAGCUUCAAGAAGAAUUUUGUCUAAUUGCACAGAAAGUGCAUUCUCUUUUGAAGUCUGCGUUUAAUAGCAUAGCUAUAGAGAAGGAAAAGCUUAAGCAGAUGGUUUCCGAGCAGGAACACAAUAAAGGCCACAGCACACAGAUGGCACGGCUCCGACAGUCACUGUCUCAGGCACUCAACCAGAAUGCUGAACUAAGGAGUCGGUUGAACAGAAUACAUUCAGAAUCUAUUAUUUGUGAUCAGGUUGUCAGUGUAAAUAUUAUUCCUAGCCCUGAUGAGGCUGGUGAGCAAAUUCAUGUCAGUCUCCCCCUGUCACAGCAAGUAGCCAAUGAGAGCCGCCUCUCCAUGUCAGAGUCUGUCUCUGAGUUCUUCGAUGCACAAGAGGUCCUCCUGUCUGCAAGCUCGUCAGAGAAUGAGGCUUCAGAUGAUGAGUCGUACAUCAGUGAUGUGAGUGAUAAUAUAUCUGAAGAUAACACCAGCGUCGCAGACAACAUUUCUCGGCAAAUCUUGAACGGGGAGCUUACAGGAGGGGCCUUCCGAAAUGGACGUCGAACAUGCCUGCCAGCUCCCUGUCCAGACACCGGUAACAUUAACCUCUGGAACAUCUUGAGGAACAACAUUGGCAAAGACCUAUCUAAAGUCUCUAUGCCUGUAGAGCUAAACGAGCCACUGAACACUCUGCAGCAUCUCUGCGAGGAAAUUGAAUACAGCGAGCUUCUGGACAAGGCUUCAGAAACUGACGAUCCUUACGAGCGCAUGGUUCUUAUUGCUGCAUUUGCAGUUUCAGGAUAUUGCUCCACCUAUUUCAGAGCAGGAAGUAAGCCAUUCAACCCUGUCCUUGGGGAGACUUACGAAUGCAUUAGAGAGGACAAGGGAUUCCGCUUUUUCUCAGAACAGGUUAGCCAUCAUCCACCCAUUUCUGCCUGUCACUGUGAAUCCAAGAAUUUUGUGUUUUGGCAAGAUAUCAGAUGGAAAAACAAGUUCUGGGGGAAGUCAAUGGAAAUCCUGCCUGUUGGAACACUGAAUGUCAUGCUUCCAAGGUAUGGAGAUUGCUAUGUGUGGAAUAAAGUCACCACGUGCAUACACAACAUUCUCAGUGGGAGGAGAUGGAUAGAACAUUAUGGAGAAGUAACCAUUAGAAAUACCAAAAGCAGUGUUUGCAUUUGCAAAAUCACAUUUGUCAAGGUGAAUUACUGGAAUUCUAAUGUGAAUGAAGUCCAGGGGGUUGUGAUGGAUCAGGAGGGGAAGGCGGUGCACCGGCUGUUUGGGAAGUGGCACGAAGGGCUCUACUGUGGCGUGGCCCCUUCUGCAAAGUGCAUCUGGAGACCAGGUUCCAUGCCAACCAACUAUGAGCUCUACUAUGGCUUCACAAGGUUUGCUAUUGAGCUCAAUGAGUUAGAUCCUGUACUAAAAGAUCUCCUUCCACCGACAGACGCCCGAUUUCGGCCAGACCAGAGAUUUUUGGAAGAAGGAAAUUUAGAAGCUGCAGCAGCAGAGAAGCAAAGAGUAGAGGAGCUUCAGAGAUCUCGAAGACGAUACAUGGAAGAAAACAACCUUGAACAUAUACCCAAAUUUUUUAAAAAAGUGAUUGAUUCCAAUCAAAGAGAAGCCUGGGUUUCUAACGACACCUACUGGGAGCUGCGAAAGGACCCUGGGUUUAGCAAAGUAGACAGCCCUGUUCUUUGGUAAACUGGGAAUGUAGAACUAGCCAACAUAUCACGCUCUGAAUGAAUAAAUAACUAUGCACAAUUAUGUCUCUUAGAGCUCUGCGUGAUUUCCGGGUCUACUGAAAACCGACCAUUUGCUUUUCUACCCAUCUUGAUAAUGGACUUUCAGAAGUGCAUUAGACAAUGCCCCUAACCACUCUUGGAUCCUUUCUGUUUUGCUGCAACCAUAUUCCUUAAAAACACAUCCACACCCUCCUCGAAAAGCAGAAUCAAAGGAGCAGAAUACAAAAAUCCAAAGUCUGAAGAGUUUGUAAAGAAAAACCAACUGUAACUGGUGCUUCAAGCUGAUCCAGAGAGUUUAAAGCAACAUGACCUAUAAACCACGCGUUUGGCCCUCUUUCUAGAAGCGCCAUUCCCUCGUCGUAGGAGCUCCUGGGCCACGGCAGUCGGUCAGCUCAGACUUCGAGCGUGUCUGUUCGAUGUGGUGUGCUUGUGCUAGCCUUGUCAAAACAGCCGUGAUGCUUCUCAGAACCUGUUCCAUCUGUACACCAUUGUUCACGCCUUAAGAAAUGCGAAGAUGUACAAUAAAUCAUUUUUGAAAUGUGUGCUCGUAGGUUUACGUGAAGGACGGAUCUUUUGAAUCAUGGCAUGAUUCACUUUCUGGGAUCAGAACAAUUAUGAGACUAUCUUAAAUGGAUUUAAAAAAGUAAACAACAUGUGCUUUACUUUGAUACAUUGCUUACUGUAUCGGAUAGUGAAGGGCAAGAAGGAAAAGGUGUGCUGAAGUAGAUCUCUGUAUUCACAUUGCUCAUCGAGUUCCUGUCCUACGUCCAGAUAAUAAACCGUCCCUCUUCUACCCAGACUCACAGUGUGCCCUCUUAUUUGGCAAUAUCUGUAUUUGAUCUGAACACUUGGCAUCAGUGUUAAAACCUUGGAAGGAAAUAAAAAGCAUAUGGAAUUUCUGUGUGGGUUUAGGAGUACUGUAACUGUGACUAUUUUUGAGUGAAGCACAAUGUAACCCACACCUCAAUCCUAUGCCCCACCCAUCGGCACUAGUGGAAUCCCACUGGGAACAGAAGCAAGAAUGCUAGUAGCCUAUUUGCAUUGUUUAAAUGAGUUCUAUGCAAAACCAUAUUUUAUAUUUUCAUCAAGUGAUUCUGUAUGAUACAUGACCACAUAUUAAGCAUUUACCUUGCUCUUAGCAGAGAGAUAAAAUUCAAGCUAAGGAAUUUAUCCAUCCCAACAAAAAAAGGGGGGGCAGAAAUGUGUUUUGCAUACUUCAAGAUUUGUUUCUUCCUCCAAUAUACAGAGGCUUCUGUAGGAAACUUGCAUCAAUAUUCCUGAGUUUCUGCAUGUAGAUGACUAUAUAAAUGCCUGUGUGUUUUAAAAAAAUCUCUUUAGAGAUUUUCCUAGAGAAUUAUAAAAGUACAUAUAUUUUAUUCUUAGUUAGGUUUUUAUUCUUAGAUUCUUACCAUCAGAUUUUAAGUGUUACUUUAAACUCUGAUAACAAGGUGACUGACAUUUUACAUUUUGUUAUGAGAUGUUGGUUUUAAUGUUAUUUCUCCUCAGCAAAGCAUUCCUAGUAAUGGCUGAUCCACAAUCAAACCGAAACUGCUGCUGAGAGCGAAGGGAAAACUCUGAAGUUUCCACUAGGUGGAGCAAUAUUUUAGUUAUCCUAAAACUCAUCCCUCCUUUGAUCUGAGUCCAUACAUUAUGUGUACAGUAUGCACUGGUUUAGAAAGAAAUUUCAUUCCCAAGUAAAUUCCCUCAUCCAUCACCAGAUCUAAAGGUUCCGCUUCAGCAACCUCCCCCGCCCCAGACUUCUCAAUGCCUUCAAUUCCCAUUUUAAAUCUAUAGGUGGCUGGCCCUGUGGUAGUAAGCUUUUUCCCUUGGUAUCGAUUCUUUUUCUGCUCAUUCGUCUUGACAUCCUUUUAUCCGCAUCCUGAAAUACAUGCCUUUAAUUUUAAUUAUAAUUUAAUUAGAAUUAUAUUGACUUCCUCAGAGAAGUCUGUUCUCCCAUGAUUGGUAAAGCUUUAAACACUAUUUAAAGUGGUUCUGGUCUGUACUUAUUGGCACUCCCUGAACAGUCUCAAAAUACUUAGCCUAAAGAUAAGAAAAGAAUUCUGCAAAGUAAAGAUACUACAAGUAGAGAAGCAGGAAGGUGAGGCAUCAGGUGACCGACGCAUAUGCUAUCAGGCAGCUGGAAGAGGACCUGGAACCUAUUGGGAGCAACUACUGUACCUAGUUUUUGGGGUUGUAAUUGAGAAAAAGAUUAGCUAUUAGAGAGGACCUUUACUAGAUAACAAGGUUCCAGCUACAGUUCAGGUAGGUGAACGUUGGUCAAAGCUAACCUGAAACUCUGAUUAGAAUUUCAGUAUGAGAAAAAUGUCAAAUGAAUUAAAAUCACCACAUUUUAUAACAUCCCAGAUUCCAAAUCUUCAAGAUUCAGAUAUCCUGAUUAGACUUCCAAUUCAAGUGAUCAAUUAAGUUGUAGAAAAUACUCCUGUAAUACCUGAUUCACAAAUCUCCCCAUCGAAUACUCCUAUCUGUGUAAUGGUCUCAUCUCUCAUUUCUUUUUUACUUUUUAUUGGUAUGGUAGUUACAGAAUUGUGAGGCUUAUUCCAUUUGGAAUUUUCACCUGCAAAAUUUUGGGGCUUUUGCAACUAGUUUAAACAGCAAAAGCGUAGAAUACAUAUUAAAUCAUUCUUGAUAAAACCUGAUUUAUUUCUUAGAAUUUUAUAUAAACCUUUUUAUUUCGGGGCACUUUUCUUAUUUGUUUUUAUCUAAAAUGGUCUAGAAUAGAGCAGGACAUAAUAUGUCUUUGUACCUCCCUUGUGAUUUAUUCAUAAGCUCCUUCUGUUUGAGCUGGUCAUUAAGGAAAGCAAUAAUAAGUGAUGAUGGUCUUGUGGAUGUGGCUAGACUGAACAGAUCGAUGGCACACACCAGCACGUGUACAAGCCGACCAGAAACUAAUUAUUUUGCUGCUGUGUGCUGCCACCCAGGGUGCAAAUUUACUCUCAGAUUUUGCUGUUAUUUUUUUUUUAAUUAAGUCAUUUUUCAUGAGUUACUUUAAAAUACCCCAUAAUUUCCAGGCAAUUGUGAAAAUAAAUCUCAUUUGAGAUACUUUUUAAUAUUACAUAUCAAUUAUAUGUGACAUAAAAACCACCAAAUGUAUUUUCCAGGUAAGAGAAACCAAAGGGUUUCAGUACAAGGGAUGCCAGGUUGUUAAUUUCUCAAACCUUUUACUCCUCUUCAUUAUUCUGGCCCCGUGCCUUUCAGCGAUUCCACUAAUCAAUCAUUACAUCCUGCCCCAAGGUGCAGUGGGGGCGGAGUUAAAGAGGAAACUGAUCAAACUCUUGCUUAGUUCUGGUUACAGCUGUGGCUGGAGAAGAGUCUCUAAUCAUAAUCUGAUGUACAUUUUUGUUAUUACCUUGUGGAUUUUAAUUAUCCAUCUUGUCUAAUCUUGCUCUCUCAUCCUAGAUAACGAAGUUUCUGUGGGAGCAGAGCUCCUCACACACCAGGGAGUAUCAUAAAUGUUUGCACUGGGCUAGAGUCAGUAUAUUAUGAAUGUGGCACCGUAAAUAAAGUUUGUGUACAAAAUAUUAGUUUAUUUCUAUGGGAGCCAUUAUGUUCAGGAUAUAUAAAAUGUAUCUAAUUAAACAAUUAUGAAUCUA